CAGGCUUUCGCUGUUUCCGUCUCUGUCUCUGAAAAGUCUGGAGAGGGGGAAGUCAAUUGGAUUGCGUUGCUACGCGACGAGUCAACAAACAGACGCGGAGGCUGUAGACAGACGCAGAGAUGUCGUCCAGUUAUUCGGCAAACCAGUAUGACAGCGCCUUCAAGUCGCAGAGGCUGCAGAACUGGUGCGAGACGAAGCACUUCAAAGAAAGACCCAGUGCACAGAGCGGUCGAACCACUUUCAUUGCCAAUGACAGAGGACAUCUGCUCCCAGGAAUGGUGAAGAGCAAACUCCCCCUACUGGUUGAAACUCGGGUAUUGCAGCUGAUCUGGAGGCAGAGAGGAAGUGCAUGGCCAGACUUUAAGGGGACCUGGGAUCUACCUGCUCGUAUACCAGCCCACCACAUCAACCCCACAAGCCGCUCUGUGGAGGGUCUCAAAAGGCUGACGUCAUGGGGCUUUGACCCACAGCACACUGGCAAGUCUCGGCCACACAGUGGCAGCAGAAACACAGAGAGGCUGCUGGAUGUUGGCGAGCAGACCAAUAGAGAUGUACAUCAUGACGGUGCUGCACCGUCCUCUGCAGCUGAAGCCCGACCAGCAUUUAAGGACCCUCCUGUUGCUGGAGGCGAGAGAACUGCCAGCCAAAACUCAAAGGACUCGCAGGCAGAUGUGCCUGGACCUGCUAGUCAGCCUGCUGAACAAGUUACACAGGCUGCUGCGAAAGACAGGCCACUGAGCCAGUUCUCGGCAGCUGAGGGGAAGACAGCUGUAGGGCCUGCUUCUGGAGAGGGAACCAAUAGCAGGUCCAGUACUGGCAGGGGGAGACCAGGGAGUAAUGUGUCAGAGAAAGUAGCCAGCCAAGAAGCACCAUCAUCCUCCAAGCAAAGACACAGGGAUGCACAGCAAGACCAAUGAACGUCUUUAUUUAAUUCUCAGUGGAUGAAAAAAUACAGACAAAAAUAAAUGCCCAUUAACUGUCCCAGUUUUAGGUCAAUAUAUAUAUAUAUUCACCAAGGAAAAAUAUAAAACGCUUUUCUUAUAAUGUUUUGAAUAUUAAAUUAAACAUUAUUAAUCCGCAA
Larimichthys crocea (large yellow croaker) is the source of this 1081-nucleotide messenger RNA. It is a transcript of the gene cfap126, whose product is annotated as cilia and flagella associated protein 126. The record is from RefSeq and is a predicted model, not a curated record. The transcript has 6 exons. The coding region runs from base 120 to 917 and encodes 265 amino acids. NCBI's taxonomy places the organism in Eukaryota, Metazoa, Chordata, Actinopteri, Sciaenidae. Gene Ontology annotation, cellular component: ciliary basal body. Gene Ontology annotation, biological process: cilium organization.